Messenger RNA from Helobdella robusta, 1014 nucleotides. RefSeq lists its product as hypothetical. Bases 1 to 1014 code for a protein of 337 amino acids. The record is from RefSeq and is a predicted model, not a curated record. NCBI's taxonomy places the organism in Eukaryota, Metazoa, Annelida, Clitellata, Rhynchobdellida, Glossiphoniidae. The transcript is spliced from 2 exons.
AUGCAAACAGGUAAAAAAUCCAUCGAGGACAGGGCAUCUUCAUAUUUUUUAAUCUUCUCAUCCGAUGCCCUGGUUGCGGCUAAACCACUUUCCUUGCUGGUUAAGUGCACAUACGUUCCGCUAAUGUGCCAGGAACGGUAUAUUAAAAAUAACAAUUUGUUGGAUAAAAUAGCAUUAUUUUGCAGUUCUGAUAUAAAUAAAAUACCAAACACGGAAAACUGGCUGAAAAUAAAUUUCGACUUCGUUAACAAACAGAUAAAAGAAAUGUUGUUCGCUCAACAAGCUGAGAUAAAUAAAAUGUUUUCGUCUUAUACUACCGAGUUGGAUAAUGUUAAAAAUAAACUUAACUCUCUUGUUGCAAACAAUGUUGGCAAAAAAGUAAACGUUGACUCAGUAAUCUCUAACAAUGUAAAUAACCCGUUGCCACCAGUUAACCAAAAUGCGCCAGGAAUUUUGUGGGCGGACGUCGUGUCAUCACCCACUCUGGACGAAGCGUUCACGUUGGUGAAGCGGCACAACAAACGUCCACGUUUGAACGUCUCAUUGGAGGCCAACAGCAAUGGCGAAACCACUUCAAACAACAACAACGGCGAAACCACUUCAAACAACAACAACGAAAACACGGCAAACAUCAAGACAGCUAAAAAACCAACAAAAGUUAUUGGCAAAAAAGUUGUUGAAGAUUGUAAAUUGAGGGCAGACAAAAAUUUAAUUAAAAAAUCUGUGUUCUCAAUGAGCAACAUUAGUAAAUGCCAUCGAAGAGAUGUUGUUGAAUUUUUGACGUCAAAUGGAAUCAAUGUCAUCACAUGUUAUCCUGUUUUGAAAAAAACAGAAAUAUCGUCGGAUAAAAAUUUUGACAAAGAUGACCAGGAAUCAACAAUGUUCAGAGUCUGCAUCGACAGCUCAGAUGUCGGUAAGAUGAAGGAUCCUGACAUUAUGUUGAAAAACAUUAUUGUGCGCGAAUGGCGCUUCAAUCAGACGAAACCUGAUGCUAAUACUCUGAAUGGAAAGUAA